AUGGAGCACCUGGAAAACCACACCGCGGACCCCCAGCCCCUCCUGCUGCACGCGCAGAGCCCCGUAGACUCCCGGGCUGACAGAGGCGACGGGGACGCGUACCUCUACAUCCUGAUUGUAAUGUCUUUCUACGCCGUGUUCGUCUGCGGCAUCAUGCUGGGCUACUUCCGCUCCAAGAGGAAGGAGAAACAGAGGGUCAACGUCUUCACGCGCCUCGUGCACGAGCUGGAGCAGCGGGAAUGGGGCGCCCUGCCCACCAAGAAGCACAGCUUCUCCUCCCCCACAGCGCAGGUGUCCCUGCUCUGCGGUAACCACGGCAACCACUUCGGACAUCCCCGGUUCGAGGGACCGCUGCUGCCUCCGUUGGCGUGCGCGCUGUGCACGGAGCAGAGCAGCGUCAGCUCCCUGUGCUCCUCCGCGGACACGCGCGUCACCAUCGAGGAGGAGGCUGAUGGGAGCGCGGGGGAGGAGCAGGAGGAGAGGGGGGCCCAGCCCGACCCGAACGGAGACGACUCGGCUGAUCUGUCUCCUCCAGAAUGA
This is a messenger RNA of Nematolebias whitei (Rio pearlfish), 540 nucleotides long. RefSeq names its product potassium voltage-gated channel, Isk-related family, member 4 (gene kcne4). Lineage: Eukaryota; Metazoa; Chordata; Actinopteri; Cyprinodontiformes; Rivulidae. The coding region runs from base 1 to 540 and encodes 179 amino acids. The transcript has a single exon. Gene Ontology annotation, cellular component: membrane. The record is from RefSeq and is a predicted model, not a curated record. Gene Ontology annotation, biological process: ventricular cardiac muscle cell action potential; regulation of ventricular cardiac muscle cell membrane repolarization; potassium ion export across plasma membrane. Gene Ontology annotation, molecular function: potassium channel regulator activity; voltage-gated potassium channel activity involved in ventricular cardiac muscle cell action potential repolarization; delayed rectifier potassium channel activity.